AAAAACAGAGUUGCGGUUCUCUCUCUAACAGCCUCUUCCUCUGCUGCUACUACAGCAGAAACACAUACUGCACAAUACUAAUAAAAAAACCGCGAAAAUUGAUAAUUUAAUCUUUGGAGGAACUUAAAACGAAACCCUAGAGCUUAACUAGACACCACAAACUAGAAGAAAAAUUUAGUAAUUAGCAAAACGAUGGCGGUUCGAGGAGAAUCCGGCAUGAAGGCGAUGUCCGUUAACGGAGUUAAAAUCUAUUCUAUUACAUCUCAGCAACAGUCUGUUGCCUCAUGGCUUAAUCCCAAAAAACAACGAGCUCUUCGCAAAGAUAAAGAAUAUCAGAAAAAAGUGGAGUUGCUUGAGGAUUUGAGGUUUGAAACAGCUACGUCGAAAAUUAAAGUUACUCCUGAUGGCGAGUAUAUCAUCUUAUCAGGAAUAUAUCCACCUCAAUUUAAAGUGUAUGAGGUCAGAGAAUUGUCGAUGAAAUUUGAAAGACAUAUGGAUUCUGAGAUUAUUGACUUUCAGAUACUGGAUGAUGAUUAUUCAAAGCUUGCAUUCUUAUGCGCUGAUCGUACUGUUUCCCUGCAUGCAAAAUAUGGGAAACAUUACAACUUGAGGAUUCCAAGGAUGGGAAGGGAUAUCGCUUAUGAUUGCUGGUCUUGUGACUUAUUUUGUGCUGCUUCAUCUCCAGAUCUAUAUCGGAUCAAUUUAGAGCAGGGCCGAUUUCUAUCUUCACUCAACACACAAUCACCAGCCCUGAAUGUAGUUUGUCGGAGCAAGCUUCAUGGGUUGGUUGCUUGUGGUGGUGAGGAUGGUGCUGUAGAAUGUUUUGAUAUGAGAAUGAGAUCUUCAGCUGGUAGAAUUGAUGCUGUUGCACCUGCUGGUGAUGAUGACCAGGAAGUCACUGCAUUAGAGUUUGAUGACGACGGAGGCUUCCUCAUGGCUGUUGGAAGUAGCAGUGGGAAGGUGCUGCUCUAUGAUCUGCGAUCCUCACACCCCAUACGAAUUAAGGAUCAUAUGUAUGGAAGCCCAAUUUUGGACAUUAAAUGGCAUCGUAGUCUCAAUUCUGAACGGGAUAAGCUAAUCACUACAGAUUCCCAUGUAGUCAGAAUUUGGGAUCCAGAGACGGGAGAUGGCAUGACUAGCAUUGAACCUACAGCAGGAAAAAUAAAUGAUAUUUGCGUGUAUAAUGAGAGUGGUCUGAUGCUGCUAGCUUUAGACUGUAGCCAAAUACCAUCUUACUUCAUUCCUUCUUUAGGACCUGCUCCUAAGUGGUGCUCUUCUCUCGAAACUCUAACGGAAGAGCUGGAGGAGAAACCAGAGAUGACCAUAUAUGACAAUUACAAAUUUUUGACAAAAGAGGAUCUUACAAAAUUGAGUUUGACAAAUUUGAUUGGGACCAAUCUUUUAAGAGCCUACAUGCACGGUUUCUUCAUCGAUUAUCGACUGUACAAAAAGGCCAAAGCAAUUGCAGAUCCUUUUGCUUAUGAAGAUUACAUAGAACAGCAGAAGCAGAAGAAACUAGACGAAAUUCAUGCUUCUCGAAUCACGAUUAGGAGAAAAUUACCCAAGGUUAAUGCCAAGUUUGCAGCUACAAUCCUCGAAAAGGAAGAAACUGAGAAUGAAAAGAAGGACGCCGAUGUUGAUGAAACCAAAAGACCAUCCAAGAAAAAGAAAGGACUUGGCAGUGAGAUAUUCAAAGAUGAUAGAUUUGGAUUGCUUUUUGCAAAUGAGGACUUUGAGAUUGAUGAGAAGUCACACGAAUACAUGGCGCUGCAUCCUAUGGCUACCCAGAAACAACCCACUUUGGUAGAGGAGCAUUUUGAACCUAUAAUGGACGAUGAAGACCAGAAUUCAAGUGAUGCUGCGACUUCAGAAGAUGAGCUGGGCAAUGAUAAGAUCAAAAUGAGAAAGACUUCACGAACUCCAAGAUUAUUUGAAGUCAAGGAUGAGAGGCACGCCGAGGCAUUCUGGAAUCGUGAAUCGCUAAAAAAUGAAGAUUCUCUUCUACUAGGAGAAAGGGUGGCAGCUCAAGGUGGUGACCGGAAGACUUCUGGAUUUUCAAAGAAUGUGAAGUUUGGACCAGGAGGAUCACGAGAGAUCUCCUUCAUUUCUAGAAGCUCAGCCAAGUACAAGGAGGAUGACGGGGACAGAGAAAGUCGGGGUGAAAAGAAGCGAGGAGUCCAGUCUUUAGGGCUGAAGUCAGGCAGACCAUCAUUCGGAGGAGGUCGUGGUGGUCGAGGUGGUCGAGGUGGAGGCCGUGGAAGAGGCAGUCGGGGCAGAGGUAGAGGUGGAGGUAGAGGUGGAGGUGGAAGGGGCAGGCGGUAAACAUGCAUUGCGCAAGUUGCAAAUGAUUGUAGUUGUAAAGCUUUAGCUCGACCUGGCAAUUUUAGACACGACGAUGUGUAGUAUUCUCCGAGGAAGCAGGCCGUGAACCAGGUGAACCCCCUGGCUGCUAGGAUUUUGAUGUCAGUCUCUAUCUAAUGCGGCAUGUAAAACAUUUUUGAAAAUUUUGUUUUCUUUAUAGAUUUUUUUAACAGAUUCUUUUAAACAUUUGAUUAAAUAUAAAUUCAUACCAGGUUUCUUGAACACAAGAAGACAGAAUAACAAUAGAUGUAAGUAUUUAUUUAUCUGAGUUUAAUUGUGAUUGGUUAUUUAAUUUA
Mercurialis annua (annual mercury) is the source of this 2657-nucleotide messenger RNA. RefSeq lists its product as uncharacterized. NCBI's taxonomy places the organism in Eukaryota, Viridiplantae, Streptophyta, Magnoliopsida, Malpighiales, Euphorbiaceae. Gene Ontology annotation, biological process: maturation of SSU-rRNA from tricistronic rRNA transcript (SSU-rRNA, 5.8S rRNA, LSU-rRNA). Gene Ontology annotation, cellular component: nucleus; small-subunit processome; 90S preribosome. Bases 193 to 2322 code for a protein of 709 amino acids. The record is from RefSeq and is a predicted model, not a curated record. Gene Ontology annotation, molecular function: protein binding. The transcript has 16 exons.